This is a messenger RNA of Alternaria atra, 1209 nucleotides long. RefSeq lists its product as uncharacterized. The coding region runs from base 1 to 1209 and encodes 402 amino acids. Gene Ontology annotation, molecular function: water channel activity. The record is from RefSeq and is a predicted model, not a curated record. Gene Ontology annotation, cellular component: plasma membrane. Lineage: Eukaryota; Fungi; Ascomycota; Dothideomycetes; Pleosporales; Pleosporaceae. Gene Ontology annotation, biological process: transmembrane transport. The transcript is spliced from 3 exons.
AUGCGCAAUUAUGACCAUGCUGUUGAUUGGCAGUCCUCGACAUUAGGCGUCUAUGACGACGAUGAAAACGGCAUUGAUCCUGAAGUCAAGAUGGUAGGACCCGACUACGAAUCUGUCGAAGAGUUUUGGAAACAGCAGUGGAUAAGAAGCAGCAGACUUUUGGACCCACCGACCAACUGGCAGCCUGUGCAAUACGAAUGGGAACGUAUCAACCAAGUUUUGAUAUUCACAGCGGACGAACGCAGUCACUUUGAUUGGUGCUCAAACUUUGAGCCAUACGUGCACCCGUCGCACAACCAGGAAGGCGACAGAGGCCUUUCCCUCACCACGAGCAAAGGUCAUGUCUAUCUCCUCGACCAGUUCCGCGAGAAGGUGCCACUACGGAUUCGCAAUCGAUCUAUCGCUAUGAUUUCUGAGUUUGUCGGCACUUUUCUCUUCAUGCUCAUUGGUCUAGGCGGCAACUCUGCUGUCAUCAACGAUGCAGCUGUUGCUGCACAGUAUGGUGGAGGAGAUGCCUCAGCAGAUCCUGCCAAGAUCCUCUUCAUCGCAACGGUAUGGGGCGCCUCUGUCACAGUGAAUGCCUGGAGCUUCUUCCGCAUUAGCGGUGGGCUUUUCAAUCCUGCUGUAACUAUGGCUUUGAUGCUAAUCCGCGCUGUGCCACCGCUGGAUGGUCUUCUCGACAUCUUCUGUCAACUUAUGGGAUCUAUCCUAGCAAGUGCCAUCGCGUAUGGGCUAUUACCGCCGGGUGCGCUGGCAGCUACUGAACUGGGCUCCACGACUACUGUCACGCAAGGCUUGUUCAUUGAGAUGUUCAUUACGGCACAAGUUGUCGUCGCAGUCUUCAUGUUAGCGACGGAGAAACACAAAGCUACGUUCAUCGCUCCAGUAGGCAUCGGACUGACUGUCUUUGCUUGUAUUCUUAUGGCCUCAACCUACACAGGUGCAGCUAUCAACCCGGCUCGAUCCUUCGCCGUCUGCGUGAUACAAGGAAGCUUUCCACAUUAUCAUUGGAUCUAUUGGGUUGGUCCCGGACUGGGUGCUUUGCUGGCAACUGCUUUCUACCACUUGAUUCGCAAGUUAGAGUAUUGGACGGUAAACCCCGAUGUCGACGACUACGAGACGAAGGUUGGAGAGACUAUUCGAGACGUCGCAAGCAGAGUUGCAGAUAUUUCGAACAAUCCUGGCGCAAGUUCAAACAAUGAUUCGUGA